This is a messenger RNA of Dinoponera quadriceps, 5903 nucleotides long. RefSeq names its product serine/threonine-protein kinase PAK 2 (gene Pak3). Lineage: Eukaryota; Metazoa; Arthropoda; Insecta; Hymenoptera; Formicidae. Gene Ontology annotation, biological process: intracellular signal transduction; protein phosphorylation; regulation of axonogenesis. The coding region runs from base 3449 to 5047 and encodes 532 amino acids. The transcript has a single exon. Gene Ontology annotation, cellular component: cytoplasm. The record is from RefSeq and is a predicted model, not a curated record. Gene Ontology annotation, molecular function: ATP binding; protein serine/threonine kinase activity.
GUGGCUUUAAAACAUAGGCAGCUUUAAAACUUACUAUUAUACAUCUUGUAUGAUUAUUCAGACUUUUGUGUUGUAUGUUUCAAUGUCAAACGAUUACUAGCAAAGAUAUGAAUAAAACCUGUUGAACAUGUUGAACACGCCAGAAAUAUGUCAGGGAAAAACUGUUAGUUUCUAAUCAAUUGUUUUUCCGGCAAAUAGAUAACCGUAUAUCGUUGCGUUAAAAAAAAACUGUCUGCCGUCUGAAAUUCCGGAGUAUCAAAAGUGUCUCGUUGUUUCCCAGUUUUUGAAAAACCGCUCGCUGCACUUUGUACGAAAUAUCUCGUACGUCAAGCACUCUGCUCGUCGUUGAGAAAUUUAGGAGAAUUUCAGUAUGAAAUAAAGCAGAUUCAGACCUCAAUACGAAAUAUUUACUCCCAUCGAUAAAUAUUUCCAAAUAUUUGAGUAAGAAGAGUACGCGUACUUAUAAUAUUCUCGGAAAAUACUAUCGGUGUUUGAAGUAUUCGACGAUAAUAUCGAUCCCUUAUUGAGACACUACUGACACUAAUUCAUAUCGUAUCGCUUCCUUGUUUGUUCACGUUAGUAAAUACAUUCACUUUAGAAUAUCAUGUUAUCAUUACGCGAACAACAUUUAUAGUUUUUAGAACCCUUCGUGCUAAAUAAGUACGCAUAAAAAUCUGACCGUACAGGAAUUAAUGCAGGCUAUUUUAAGCAUUUACGACUUAAUGUUCACGAAAUCAUGUAAUUAAUGGGAGAGAGAUAGAAUGGCAAAAAAGAAAAGGGAGAUCUCUUUUAAAAUUCACUGUAUCCCGUUUUCAAUGCAAUCACGCAAGGACAAACUCUCGAUCGUCGUCUUCUACGCAAUAUGACUUCGCGUCGGCAACUCGGGAACAUCUGCUCUCUUAAUAGACGAUUUACGCACUCCGAUGUCAACAAUGAUGAUAUCAUGAAAUUGAUUUCAAUGGUAUUUGUUUUACCACUAUCUUGUCACAAACGCAGCAAGAAUAACAUAGUUAAAGCGAUAGCCGGGAGGGGUGAUCAAAGAGGAAAUGGGCAAAAACAAAUGUAUACGCCAAUGACUUACUUUACGUCAUUGCGAAUGUUAAUGCCAAUCUGCGUAUCGGCGGAGAUCGAUUACGUAGAUUAACAUAGGCCAAAAGGUAAAAAGAUAGACGAAGUGGGGACUGCUACGUACUAUUCCUGUUGACGAGUCCGGUAUGACGCAAAAUAUCAUAUUUCCGCAGCUGCAUCGACACAGCGAAAUGUUUCCACCGAAUUGCAUAAUGCCGCAAAACAUUGUUUCUACGCAGAAUCUUCUUUCAAGCGAUCGUCGUAGCAAGCAUCUAACACGGAGGAGGAGCAUGUGCGAAUAAAACGCAGAUUAGAUUUAAAAUAACUAAUUACUCGCGUCUGAUUGCCAAUUUUAUGAUUUUUUCACGAGAUCUCGGCGAGUUCUUUUAAGCGCGACUGUUGCGGCGACGAUCGCUCACAGCCAUCUGAAUGUUUUCCCCUUCUCUCUUCCUAUUUUUAUUUCUAUACUUUUAUUUCUAUAUUUUUACUGCGAACGGGAAUUUAUACGCAUAAUCGCAUAAAUUUCCCGUACAAGUAUAUCACGUCUCACUUUAUAUAUUGAAAAAAGGAUUUGAUAAUAAAUACUAAAAUUUAUAUGUCAUAAGUCAUCGUUUAGUUGCUGGAUAUCAUUUGUGCUAACGUGUAUUCGAGUAUUCGAAUAGUAGUAUUAGCAUUCCCCUGCGAGAGGUGACUCAUCGAAUCGAGGUCGAUUCGAUGUCGUUUCGAUUAUUCCGACGUCGAUUCGAUGCACAUUUCUCGCUUGAUCGAAGUAGUGUAAAAAUUACACUGUUACUGAUAACAUCAUAUCGUGAAAUGUAUUAUAUAAAACAAACAGAUAUAGCAGGAUAUUUGGAUAUUGUGAGAUUUCAAUAGGAUAUCGUGAAAUAUUGAAAUAUCUCGGACACUAAGACCCUAGGAUAUCUGUAUAUUUCUCGUUCAGCAUCUAGCUGGAAAUAAACGCGAAUCGAAUAGACGUUUAAUCGAUAUCAAAUCGACUCCAAUUCAAUAUAAUUUCGAUGGUUUAUUUUUCGUUGGACAAUAUAGCUGUUAUACACAACAUAUGUUAUAUAACACUUAGGCCGUUGAGUGAAAAUAUUUUGAAAUUUAUUUGCGCUAUUCCGACUUUAUAUGGACGUAAGCGGUUCAUGAAAAAAAGAAAGGACCCCUCCAUUACUUACUUCCGCAUGAAUGAAACAUUGUUUCGGAAUAAUGCAUUUAAACGAAUUGCGAUUAACAUAUUAUAUUUCGACUGACGCAGAGGUCGGUGCAGAAAAGGAACGAAAAGGUGUGAAGGAGAAAGAGAAAAGAGGGAAAACGGAAAAUUGCAUGAACUUCAUCGGUGAACGCCGGGGUAAAAUAUUAAUAAGGUAGCUGAUAGUUCUUCGUCAUAUCCGUAACCAUAUUAAUAUCCGUUAUCAUAAUUUCGAGUAUGAAUACAAAAAUUUAGAAUAAAUCAGAUAAGCCGCGAAAAACAGGGAAAAACGAACAUAAGAUUCGUUUGUCACGAUUCCUAAGUAGCACACGUUAAUUUCAUUGUUUCGGAAUAAUGCAUUUAAUUUCAUGUACGUUCUUUAAACAUAUAUAACGUAUUAUAAUCAUAUUUUGUAGCACAUUUUAUCCGAAAGACGUUCUACAUCACAUCUUGAGAUAUCGCCGUAGGAUACCCUAAAAUGAUGGUCUCAAAUAUAUCCACUGGAUAUCCAGCAGAUGCACGAGUCUCCACCUACGUGAUAUCCUCGGGAUAUCUUAAGCGACGUUCAUAGGACAUCCGGGGAAGCUCAAGAUAUAUCUUACUUAGAUACAUUAUUACGUAUCCGGGUAGCAAGCGUGCGUCAUAUCGGUCAUUUUGUCAUUACUGUACGUAUCAAUUGUACCAACGUGUCAAUAGCAAGUCUCUUCGUAUAUUCGAAAUCACGGAUAACGGAUGAUGCGUCGAAAUUCGUCCGACGAUCGUCCGUUAAUCGGAGGAUCAAUAUUUGACGAGCGCGCGAGACGCUCGAGAGGCAGCCCGCGCGUAUUCAAAUUCUCGAACGCUCGGCGAGGUCGCGCGAGCGAUCGAUUCCGGUCGAGAGAAACGUUCGAAACUCAUAGGGAUCAGAUGGCGCGCAUUGACGCGUCGUCGCACAAUUGGCAGCACUGAUAACGUCGCCCGCCGGCGUGUAAUCGGGCGUGAGACUCGACGGGAUGGUCGUUGCCGUCGAUGGAGCGACUGACGUAUUCGGGAUGAACGUCGCGUUUUGACCCGCGUUGUGUGUCCGGCUGUUGUGUUCUUCCUUACAUUCUCCUUCCCCUUCCUUCUCUUCUCCUCCGGUUGAUUCCCCGAAGAAGCGAACGGCGGGGCUGACGACGCGAGGGAAGUAACGUGAGAGCUCGCUCCAAGAUGAGCCUCAGCCUAACCAAGUUCUUCUCCAAGAAGCGGAGCGGGCCGACCGACACCGUGGCGGAGAUCGGCCUGCCCACCAACGUCUCGCACCAGUUCCACGUGAGCAAGAACGCGGUGACCGGACAGCUGGAGGGCCUGCCGGACCCAUGGAUACGUUUGCUGAACGCCCAGCUCUCCAAGUCCGAGCAGGACGAGCAUCCGGCCGCGGCGUUGCAGGCCAUCAAGUUCUACAACUACUCCAUGAAGCGUAAGCCGCAGGAGGAGGUGUUCAAGCCCUUCGUCACGCAGGACCUGAUCGAGGAGGAGUCGCAGGAGAUCGACAACAUCCUGACGAAGAAGUUUCGGUCCGACGACUCAGGCGCGGGCUGUCCGAUAACAGUGACGAAGAAGACGACGACGCCCGAGAAGCGCGCGACGAAGAGGCUGCCCGAACUGCCGCCUAAGGUGAACAAGCCGCCGAACAAGCCGCCGAAGCCGGCGCCGCGCAAAUGCAACGACCGGGCGGAGAAGAGCCUCACCGAGAUACUGGAGGACCUGAACACGUACAUGAUAGACGACGAUUCGGCCGACGAGGAAGGGGCAAAUGAGAACGAGGAGGAGCAGCAGCGGCACACGGGAGAGGAGAGCGACACGCCGCGUUGCACGGUGGAGGAGAGUCCGAUCCUGCGGAGGAAGACCGACGAGUUCGCCGACGGGAGGCUGAACGAUGAACAAGUGUACGAGGAGCUCAGGGCCAUCUGCCACCACGGCGACCCCAACCUGCGCUUCGAGAGGAUCAAGGAGGUAGGAGCCGGCGCCUCCGGCACCGUCUUUAUAGCUACCGACCUUCAGUAUGGCCAGAAAGUAGCCAUAAAGGACAUAGAUCUGUCGAAGCAGCCCAAGAAGGAGCUGAUACUAACCGAGAUCAAGGUGCUCAAGGAGUUCCACCAUCCCAACCUGGUGAACUUUCUGGACGCCUAUCUGGUGGACGAGCACCUCUGGGUUGUUAUGGAGCUCCUGGAGGGCGGGCCGCUCACAGAUGUAGCCACCGAGACUGUGAUGAAGGAGGCGCAGAUCGCAGCUGUCUGCCGGGAGGUCCUCAAAGCGAUAAGCUUCCUGCACACCAGAGGUAUCAUUCACAGGGACAUCAAGUCGGACAACGUGCUCCUGGGGAAGAACGGCGCGGUGAAGGUCACCGAUUUUGGCUUCUGCGCCAACAUCAAGGACGACGAGAAGCGGCAGACCAUGGUCGGCACGCCGUACUGGAUGGCGCCUGAAGUGGUCACCAGGAAGCAGUACGGCAAGAAGGUGGACAUCUGGUCGUUGGGCAUCAUGGCCAUCGAGAUGAUAGAGGGGGAGCCGCCUUACAUGAAGGAGACGCCGUUGAGAGCGCUAUAUUUAAUCGCUGCCAUGGGUAAGCCGGCCGUUCCUAGGUGGAACAGCCUCAGCUCGACGUUCCAGAAUUUCUUGGAGAGGUGCUUGACCGUCGAGGUGGACGAAAGGGCGACCGCCGACGAGCUGCUCUCCCAUCCGUUCCUGGAGAACUGCGCGGAACUGGCCACGCUGACGCCGCUGAUCCGCGCGGCGCAGAGAAUCCUCCAGAAGGUGUACGACUGAGCGCUACCCCGAAGAAUUCCGUAUAUCGUCGCAUUUCUUUCUUUUGCCGGUGUGGCCUCUCGGUGUGUAUAUGUCCCACGCACACACACGACGUCGCUCCGAAGGAGCUAUUCUGUACUAAGUGCGCACACGAGGACGAAAUUUCGCGCGUCGCGUUUGAUUUUUCAACGUUUUCAGCUCACCCGACUGCCCAUCGAUCCCUCCGGUUCAACAUUGUUCAGGAAAGCAAAACAUAGUGCGCACUUUGCACGGUGUAGGCGUACGUGUGUUUGUGUUGUAUAGUCAUCUUAAGAUUACUUUAUAUGAGAUACAUUUCGUCCCCGAGAGGGAGAGAGAGAGAGUUUAUAAGUAGUUGAGUCUCUGAGUCGUGCUACUUAAUUAUAUCGUGAUGCGGUAAAAAAAAUUGCAAACUGAUGCCACGUGUUGGAUAUAUGUAUUCAAACCGGUCUCGACGAUCAGAGACGAAUCAUUUAUUUUACGUUACGUGUAAUACGAUUUACCGUAGCUGAGGGCUUCACUAUAGCCGGGCAUCUCUGCUCAAUAAUAUCACAAUAAAUGCGUGCGAUCCGCCAUGCGAGUUACAUGUUUUGUCGAGGGCAGGCGUAGAAUGUUUUAGCUGUACAUAGGAUGCAUUUUUCACGUCUCUUUUGGAAGAAAAUUAUAUAAGGUCGAUGCGCGCAAAGUGUUCGAAUUUUAGAGAAUUGGCCAUAUAAAAAAAGAUACAAUAACAUGUACGAAGUUGUAAAUAUUUUCUAGUGAAUUGUACUUAGGCCAAUGAAUGAGUGAGUGAUGAGUGAGUGAGCGAAUGAGUGAGUGAGUGAGUGAGUGAGUGAGUGAGUGAGUGAGUGAAUGAGUA